UUAUUUUUGCUUUUCUUGUUUGUACUGCACAAGGAACUGAUGGACAUCACUAAGGACCCUCCUCCCAUGUGCUCUGCGGCACCGGUGGAGAAUGACAUGUUCACAUGGAGGGGGGUCAUUGUGGGCCCCGACAAUAGCCCUUAUGAGGGAGGGGUCUUCUCCCUAAACAUAUACUUCUCACGAGAUUACCCCUUUCAGCCUCCAUAUAUUUACUUCACCACCCGGGUAUACCAUCCCAAUAUCGACAGAAGAGGGAAUAUCUGUCUAGAUAUUCUCAAGUCCCAGUGGUCGCCUGCCCUUACUAUAUCUGAAUUGUUGUUAUCCAUUAGCUCAAUGUUAUGUGACCCCAACCCUAAUGAUCCCUUAGAUCCAUCAAUUGCAAGAAUGUAUUUAACAGAUAGGGAUACAUAUAAUGCCAUUGCUCGGGCUUGGACCAAGAAGUAUGCAAAGUGA
Molecule: messenger RNA, 453 nt
Organism: Artibeus jamaicensis (Jamaican fruit-eating bat)
Lineage: Eukaryota; Metazoa; Chordata; Mammalia; Chiroptera; Phyllostomidae
Product: ubiquitin-conjugating enzyme E2 D3-like
Exons: 2
Coding region: 40-453 (137 amino acids)
Biological process (GO): protein polyubiquitination; ubiquitin-dependent protein catabolic process
Cellular component (GO): nucleus
Molecular function (GO): ubiquitin conjugating enzyme activity
Source: RefSeq, a predicted model, not a curated record